This is a messenger RNA of Marchantia polymorpha subsp. ruderalis, 1883 nucleotides long. The record is from the annotation of a GenBank genome assembly. NCBI's taxonomy places the organism in Eukaryota, Viridiplantae, Streptophyta, Marchantiopsida, Marchantiales, Marchantiaceae.
AGAAGAGGUCGAGGCUACAGAGAGACGGCUUGAAUUGCGGCCGCACUUUUUUGUGCUUUUUUUGCUUCUCCGAGACCGGAUUUGGCAAUAUCGUCGGUGAUUGAAGUCCGACCUAUCAAUCAGGAGAUUGUAUAAAGGGCCAGCCAGUGAGCUGGAGGAAGUAGCAUGAACAAUCCUCAAGGACUCUCGGAGGAGAACCGUCGUGUGCCCUGUAUCUCCUCCCACAGCGAUUUGGCUAGUUAUGCUGCUCUCGAGCAGCUGUGAAACAAAAAUUUUACCAUCGCUUGGGAGCAAUAAGCACAAUGGAGCACGAUUCUUCUGUCACUAUCAACAUAGUUAUGUAUCAGCAAGCGGCUGUUAUAUCAUGCCUUCUAGCUAUAUCUGGAUUUCUGAUUGUGAAGCAGUUAAGAGGGAAAAAACUCCGGCUCCCACCUGGACCAGCAGGAUUGCCUUUGAUCGGACACCUGCACAUUCUCGGCGCAGCUCCACACCAGUCUCUUAUGCAGCUGGCGAAAGAACACGGAAAUAUCAUGCUCCUGAAGCUGGGCGUUUUCCCCACAGUUGUCGUCUCUUCUCCAGAUCUUGCCAGGGAAGCUCUCCAGGAACAAGACCAGAAUCUUGCAUCUCGACCGCACUUCGAGUCCGGAAAAAUCCUAGCCUACAACAACCAGUCCACUUCUCUCACACCCUGCAAUGAAACGUGGAGCCUGAUGCGCAAGGUCAUUUCGACGGAUUUUUUAUCUGCCAAGCGCAUCGAGCAAUCAAAGAGCAUAAGGAGGGAGGAGCUCUCAAGUACCAUCGAAGAUAUUCUGUGUGACGGACACGGCGGGCAGCUGGUAGAUUUCGAUGCAAAGCUUACGGCCCUAGUGCUAAACCAGACUACCCAAUUUAGCUUCAGGAAGAGAUAUUAUGGUUCACAGAAUAGAGAAGCAGCCGAAGGUGCAGAAGCUUUCCAAUCGCUUAUUAAAGAAGCUGGGACGAGCUUCUUCUUUCCUGGAGAAUUCUUUCCGUUUUUGAUGUUUCUCGAUAUAGGUGGAGUAGAAGCCCGUAUGCAUAGAUUAGCACAAAGAGCUGACCGUUUCUACAGUAGCAUCCUGGCCAGCCAUAGAAAAGAAGAUGGUAGCUUUCAGUCCAGGGAGGCACUAGAUCAAGAUUUCGUGGACGUGCUCUUGGCAUGUCAGAAGGAGAACAAAGACAACGUUUCAGAUGAUAUGAUCAAAGCUGUACUUCAGGAUGUGAUCAUGGCUUCAUCGAGUACCAGCUCAGCUUCCAUGUUAUGGGCGCUAGCCGAGCUUAUGAGACACCCAGACAAUCUUCAGAAAGUUCAGAAGGAGCUGGACACUGUCGUAGGUAAAAAUAGACUAGUGGAAGAGUCAGACAUUGCUAAUCUCGUAUUCCUUCGAGCGGUGGUGAAGGAAACUUUUCGGCUUCAUCCAGUGCUCCCUCUCCUGCUGCCGCAUCAGUCAGAAGUGGACAUCAAACUAGGAGGCUACGACAUUCCAGCGAAGACAAGGGUUCUGGUCAACACAUACGCCAUCGGAAGAGAUCCCCGAAUCUGGAAUAGCCCGCUGCACUUCAAUCCCGGCAGAUUUAUCAAGAACUCCAUAGAUGUGAAGGGUCAAAGCUUCGAGCUACUGCCUUUCGGAGCUGGUCGACGGAUGUGUGUAGGGUAUAGUCUGGGCAUGAUGACGGUGGAAUACGCUCUAGCUCAAAUUCUUCACACUUGCAAUAUGUUCCUUCCGAAGGGCAUGAGUCCCAAAGACCUGAGUAUGGAAGAGGUGUCAGGGCCCUCAUUGACGAGAUCGGAGGCUCUUCGGCUGCGUGUCACUCCACGUUUACCAGCUUCGGUGUACAUCAAAGCAGGAAUCAAGAACGUAGCUUAG